GCUCUGCGCGGUAAGACGCCUGUGGCUGCAAUGCACGGCAGCAGCUGCACGCGCGGACCGAGCAAAAAAACCAGCACCAGCCAAAGCAGAGCAGCAGACGCGAAGAAGCAAGCAUGGCGACCACGGCGUUUCUAUCCCCGGCCAAGCUGGCGCUGCAAGGGCGCCGGUUCGCGAGCGCCAAGACGGCGGGAGCGGGGCGCGUCAGCGUCAGGGUGAGGGUCCCUCCGGCGCGCGCCCAGCAACAAGAGCAGCAGGUGGAGGAGGAGGCGGCCGAGGUGGCGACCCUGCCGCCGGCGCAGGGCGGCGCCGAGGAGCAGGCGCAGGCGAGGAAGGGGGACGCGCAGUCGCUGCCGCGGCAGCCGCUGGCGGAGAACAAGAACAUGAGCCGCGAGUACGGCGGACAGUGGCUGAGCUGCACGACGCGGCACGUCCGCAUCUACGCGGCGUACAUCGACCCGGUGACCAACGUGUUCGACCAGACGCAGAUGGACAAGCUGACGCUCAUGCUCGACCCGCAGGACGAGUUCGCCUGGACCGACGAGGCAUGCCAGAUGGUCUUCAACGAGUUCCAGGACCUCGUCGAUCACUACGAGGGAGCUGAGCUGUCGGAGUACACACUUCGGUUGAUCGGGUCAGACCUUGAGCACUACAUCCGCAAAAUGCUGUACGACGGGGUGCUCAAGUACAACAUGAGGUCCAGAGUCCUCAAUUUCAGCAUGGGCAAGCCUCGGAUGAAGUUCAACAGCAACCAGAUCCCAGAAGCGAAAUAGAAUGUACUUAUCCAACACCCUUAAGAGAAUGGUUUCUCCAUUCGAUUGCUGAAUAAGAUGUAUACUUUGCACUUUGCAGUUCCAGAUACGAACCAGAGCACUCCAGAAUUCAGAUUAUACAGAUGCAAAGUCA
This is a messenger RNA of Sorghum bicolor (sorghum), 903 nucleotides long. Its product is annotated as NAD(P)H-quinone oxidoreductase subunit M, chloroplastic. Bases 114 to 770 code for a protein of 218 amino acids. Gene Ontology annotation, molecular function: oxidoreductase activity, acting on NAD(P)H, quinone or similar compound as acceptor. The record is from RefSeq and is a predicted model, not a curated record. NCBI's taxonomy places the organism in Eukaryota, Viridiplantae, Streptophyta, Magnoliopsida, Poales, Poaceae. The transcript has 2 exons.